Messenger RNA from Saxophila tyrrhenica, 330 nucleotides. RefSeq lists its product as uncharacterized. The record is from RefSeq and is a predicted model, not a curated record. Bases 1 to 330 code for a protein of 109 amino acids. Gene Ontology annotation, cellular component: EMC complex; membrane; endoplasmic reticulum. Lineage: Eukaryota; Fungi; Ascomycota; Dothideomycetes; Mycosphaerellales; Extremaceae. The transcript has 2 exons. Gene Ontology annotation, biological process: protein folding in endoplasmic reticulum; autophagosome assembly.
AUGCUAGACGAACGCGAACUCGCCACCCGUCCCAUAGUCCAAGACAGCGUCCAGCACAACGCCCGCACCGUCUCCAACAUCCGCGCCCUCACCGCCUCCCUCUUCGGCGUCGCCGCAGGCACACUCGGCCUCGAAUCCAUCCCCGGAUUCAUCUUCUACGCCCUCGGCACCGCCGUGGUCUCGGUGCUCAUCUUCGCGUUCAAAGCGGAGAGCGAGCCCAAAGCGUACUUUUACCGGCCGAUGGCGGAUCUCUGGGCGGGCGAUAUGUUUGGGGGGUUGAUGAGUUUUGUGCUGACUUGGACGUUGUUUUACAAUUUGGCCAAGGCGUGA